Molecule: messenger RNA, 8102 nt
Organism: Pungitius pungitius (ninespine stickleback)
Lineage: Eukaryota; Metazoa; Chordata; Actinopteri; Perciformes; Gasterosteidae
Gene: svila
Product: supervillin a
Biological process (GO): barbed-end actin filament capping; cytoskeleton organization; actin filament severing
Cellular component (GO): actin cytoskeleton; cytoplasm
Molecular function (GO): actin filament binding; phosphatidylinositol-4,5-bisphosphate binding
Source: RefSeq, a predicted model, not a curated record
CUACCUGCCUCUCUCUCUCUGUCCCAGAGCACUGAUAAACUGUUUUUGUAGCUGCAUCGACUCUCGGGCAGCUGAACCUCUCUCUUUCCAUCCCUUCCACUUCUUUUUUCUCGUCUUUCACCCCUGACUUUGUUGCCAACAUGUAUCGUAACCCGUGGAUCUCGAAUUACCUGACUCAUGUCACGUUUUGCAGCCAAGGGCUCGGGAGUGAGAUCCCCAAUAAACUGAGCAACCCCAGAUUGCUGCAGAAGAGAGCUUUGAGCUUUCCGAAAGAAUUCUGCCUUGACGAAAAAGAGAACUCGGCAAAAAGCAGCAAGGAAAUAGACGUUGGUCUCUUGGCCAAUCUCCCAAGAGUUUCUGAAUUGAGGAAGCGAUUUGAAGGUAUUGCAACAAGCACUAGUGACUGGGAAAUGAACAGAAAGGAGCGUAUCGCUCGGCGGUUGGAGGGCAUUGAUGGUGAGGUGCAUCCGUCUCUGCUCCCGAGUUUGGUGGUCAACCGGCUUCUGGAGGAGGACACAACCAGAUACACGAAGGCCUCGGAUCCCUGUGAGCCCUUUGGUGUUACAGUUCAGCGAUACGGCAAGGAUGGAUUUGAGUGCCAAGAGACGCAGGUGGCUUCUCCAGAGCAACAGGCCAGAGCUCUGCUCAGACCUGACCCUCAAUCCUCCAUCCACACGGUGCCUGCCUGCGCUUCGGUUUCCACCACCAAAGGCUCUGAGCUCGAGUCAAAGGCUGAACGGAUCGCCCGCUACAAGGCCGAGAGGCGCAGGCAGCUGGCAGAGCGCUAUGGCAUCUCUUUAGAUCAGGAGCCGGACUUGGGACAACUCCCGCGCUCCACUCGCACCCGGAAGGAAUCGGAAGGCUCAGAGAGGCGCAUCCGAAGGGAGUCCAUGGGGGAAGACGAGCCGGACACCGGCAGCUCAGCCACCGACCCUCGGGCCCCACUGCACAGCCACUCGGACCCGGAUCAAGGGAUGGGUCGGACCAGGGCAGGCUCCUUUUCAGAGAGGGAGAGGCUGAUGAAUCUAGAGAAUCAACGUAGAGCCCCUUCGCCCGAGCCCAUGUCCUCUUCCUCAUACAUGGACGUGACAUCGUUGUCCUCGGCCGCCAGGGUUCCUGCCAAGGAGCACUCCGUCACAGCCAUGCAACCUAGUUCACCCAAGCUAAGCAGGCACCUCUCUCUGUCCUCACCUAAGCAGGGGCCGUCUCCUGGGGACCUGUUCAUCGAGCAGCAGGCCCACAACAUUCUCAACAGACAGGGUGCGAGGGCGAGCACUGAUUGGUCCCUCCAGACUGAUGCUGAGGGCGACACCCAUUCCCUCAUCAACUGGCCCUCGAGAAUCCGAGUUAGGGAGAGACUUGCCAGGGAGGGCUGCCAGCAGAGCCCAGAGCCAGCACCAGUUACAGAUGUGCCAAUCGACCGCAGACCCCGGACCCAAACCUCGACACCCCAACACGCAGCUCCACAAGAGCCCGAGCGGGUCUACCCCCAUUCUCAUCUCACCCGACAUGGGCCGCCGGGAGGUCAAGAAGUUGGCGGUUACCCAAGUUAUCUGUCUAUGGCUUCCGGUUCGACGUCAGGUCCUGGGCUGCAAGAGCCGCUGGAAGACCAUGCCGAGGAGUCCCAAGUUGUCAAGACAGGGGGCCUCUUGAGGAGCAGGAAAGCCGUGCUGCCCUCAGACAUACGCCGCAGGGAGAGGAGCACUGAGGACCCGCGGAGAAGAAUGGUGGAAGAGGAGCAAGGGAUGACCACAGGGAAUGAGGUGGAGGUAGAGGGACCGGCGAGAGGACGACGACCAAGCAGAGCAAGGCGGGACGAAACGGAGGCGACCGUCCGUCUUCAAUCCUCAGGGAGAGGGCCCGCAGAGCGAGAGAAUGCCCCUCAUAUCCACAAAGGGAUGGCCGCCCAUGCACCCCAGAGUCGCUCCGUGUCAGAGGCUCGGGAUCCACGGGGGUUCAGUCAGAGGGACCCACAGCAGCACGGCUAUGACCGCCAAGUAGUCAGGCAGCGUGACGAUGUCACACACCGAGAGAGGCUCCAGGACAGUCGAGUGUCGGUGGCACAGCUCAGGUCCUCCUACGCGGAUAGCGGCACCACCACCCCUCACACCGACCGCAUCAAAGAGCUUGCUUUUGUGGGGGACGUGGCUCUCGCAGGCAACGGGGCACCGUGGAGAGGGAUGAGGGAGAGGGGGCGCAGGCCCCUGCAAUAUGUCAAUCCCGGGGAGAGUAGAAAGACCUCAGAGAGAUUUAGGACGCAGCCCAUCACGUCUGCCGAGCGCCAGGAGACCGAUAGGUCCCUGGUGAGUUCAGAUCUUGCUCCCACUGAAGCUGAUGAAGAGAAGCUCGAUGAGCGGGCCAAGCUGAGUGUAGCCGCCAAGCGCUCUCUGUUCAGGGCGCUGGAGAAGACCAUUGAUGGUGGAGCUCCAAAACUGCGGUCCAGGAACACGGCAGUGGACAGGAGACUCAGGAGGACACAAGACCGGUCCAGGACUCAGCCGGUGACCACGGAGGAAGUAGUCAUCGCCGCCACCGUUCCCACUCACGCGCCGCACACAGUGACCUUUCAAACUGCUGUAGCACGCGUCCCUAGCCCCACCCUAGUUCACAGCACUGCCCCAGCAUACAGCCUGCAGGCGUCGUUGCAGCAAGGUGCUGCUGCACCCCGGAAGAAGAGCGCCGCCGCCGCCGCCGCCCGGCAGGUGCAAGACACCAAGGUGUACCCGAUCCCUAAGCCGGUGUCCACAAUGGAGGAAAAGGCUCCCGCUGAGGGUCCAGAUGAGCCCGACCUCAGCACUCUCAGUCUGGCGGAAAAGAUGGCGCUGUUCAACCGGCUGGCUCAACCUCCCAUCAGGGUCACUCGCACCAGGGGGGACACGCGCCAGCGCAGGGCCAACGCCCGCUACCAGACGCAGCCCAUCACGCUGGGAGAUAUGGAGCAGGAGCCUUCAGACAUAGACGUGAGGGAUGACCCGGAGCUGUGCUACAGCCCCGGAGAGCCUCCACAACUUCAAAACCAUCCGGCCUCUCGGGUGGGAAACCUCCCCGCCUCCUCAUCCUCCUCCUCCUCCGCUCAGAGAGGCAGCACCAUCUCCAUGAACCAGGCCGGAGACAUCCACUUAACCCGAGCAGCAACGAGGUCCCAGGUGGAGCCCCUCCUCCCCAGUUUUGAGGGCCCUUCCCAGGGGGGCCAGGACCCGGCGGACCACCGGAGCGGCCAGGACCCGGCGGACCACCGGAGGGGCCAGGACCCGGCGGACCACCAGAGGGGCCAAAUGUUGUCGCGGGGCAAAGAUGGCCCUGAUCUGGGAGGAGGGAAGAGGAAGCUGUCCUCCCCGGAGGGAGCGGUCAGGCAGGCUGCUAUGCCCCAGCCCCAGACGGGAGGAAAGAGAAGGGAGGUGGACGAAGAGGAGGUGGGGGGGGGGGGAGGAGGAGAGGAGGAGGAGUGGCAGCUGGCUAAAGGGUGGGGAGACGCAGCGAUGCAGAGCUCAGAGAGUCCCAUGAUCCUGGAGCAGCAGGAGACGCACGCACUAAAUGCAGACAGCCAGAAGAGCUGGGCCGCCAGCGGGGCGCUGCCGGACUCGACUGUGGCCACAUCCAUAGUCGCAUCGCUUUCCCCUGUCAGCGUUGGCCCUCCUCCGGCAGAUGGCCCUUUUCAGCCGGAGGAGGAGGAGGAGGAGCUAAGCAACAUGAUGAGGGCCAGACAGAUGUCCAUCAGAGACAGAGUGGCCUUGUUGAAGAAGAGUGGCGAGGACGACUGGAGGAGCCGGAUCAACAGGAAGCAAGACGCGGCGCAGGCGGCUGCCGGUGAACAGCAUGUCCACCACUGGCAGGAGGAGGAGGAGGAGGAGGAGGAGGAGCAGCAGCAGAGUUUCAAGAAGAAGGAUGACGAGCUGCUGAUGAUGAUCGAUGAGAUUGACGUGUCCGAAGAGCUCUGGGUAACACACACACACACACACACACACACAGGCACUGUGGUGGUAUUUAUCAAGGGCAUUUCAAUUGGAUUGAUGGUGUGUGUGUUCGCGAAAAUACGGUACACAUGUCUCCUCUCUGCAUGGCUGUGUCUCUCUGCCACUGCGUUCUGUCCUCUUUCCCCCCCUCCAUCCCUCGAUGAGUCGGCCAGCCAGGCCACAAGAUCUCCCGGACCCACCCGGGUGGAUGAGAGACACCCCUGGAGACGGAAGAGAAUCGCUGAGGCGGAGAUGGAGCACCAAGGGAUGGAGGCUCACUUGUCCAUCCAGGAGAGGAAGCGGCUGAUCGUAGCCCAGGAGGAGUCCUGGAGGACCAAAGGCUCCGGCGCCGCCAACGACUCCACCCAGUUCACUGUGGCCGCACGCAUGGUGAAGAAAGGGUUGGCUUCCCCUUCGGCCCUCCAUGCCCCAGUGUCCUCCAAACCCAAGAACGGCAGCCUCGCCAUCGCCAAACCUCAAGAAGACACAAUGGAGAUGUCUGAUAUGGAAGAGAUCAAGGCCAUGCCAGAUCUGAACCUGGAGUCAGACAUGAAGCUGGAUAAACUGGAGUCAUUUAUUGGCAAGCUCAACAGCAAAGUGUCUGGACUGCCAGAAUCGACCAUCGCAGUCACGCAGAAGAAGGUGAAAGAGGUGAUGACCCUCGAAGACGAAACGUUCUCCAAGUUCUACCGCCAAGUGGAGGAGCUCCCCAGCACCACCAACAGGGUGGAGAUCAGCCUCGACGACUUCGAUGCCAUCUUUGGCCCCCAGCUGCCAAAGCUGACCUCGGAAAUGGAGCAGCACAAGCGGGCGGUGCGCCCCACACGUAAUGUCCAGUCGUCCAGAAACCCUCUGAAGAUGCUGGCUGCCAGGGAGGACCUCAGACACGAGUACACGGAGCAGAGGCUCAACGUCGGCCUGCUGGAGAGCAAGAGGAUGAAGGCUGAGAAGAUGAACAAAACCUCUGGUUUCUCCGACGUGGCUCUGGCCGGUCUGGCGAGCAAGGAGAACUUCAGCAACAUCAACCUGCGCAGCGUCAACAUCUCCGAGCAGAUGUCCAACAAUAGCGCUGUGCCUUACAAGAAACUCAUGCUCCUACAGGUCAAAGGCCGGCGACACGUCCAGACCAGGCUGGUGGAGCCCAGAGCGUCCUCCCUGAACAGCGGAGAUUGUUUCCUGCUUGUAACUCCACACCACUGCUUCAUCUGGACCGGAGAGUUUGCCAACGUGAUCGAAAAGAACAAGGCCUCAGAAUUGGCAAACUUCAUCCAGAGAAAGAGAGACUUGGGUUGCCGAGCCAACUACGUCCACGUCAUCGAGGAAGGCGUCGGCACGCACAGCCAUUCUGCCAAGGACUUCUGGAAUAUUUUGGGGGGGCAGUCAAGUUAUCAGUCCGCAGGGACACCUGACGAAGACGAGCUGUAUGAGGGGGCCAUCGUGGAGACCAACUGUAUCUACCGCCUGGUGGACGACAAGCUGGUCCCAGAUGAUGAUUUUUGGGCCAAGGUCCCCAGCUGUUCCCUACUCUUCCCCAAGGAGGUUUUGGUGUUUGACUUUGGCAGCGAGAUGUACAUAUGGCACGGGAAGGAAGUGACCCUGGCACAGAGGAAGGUGGCCUUCCAGCUGGCAAAGCACCUGUGGAACGGAACCUUUGACUACACCAACUGUGACAUCAACCCGCUCGACCCUGGGGAGUGCAACACUCUCAUACCCAAGAAAGGUCAGGGUCGACCAGACUGGGCUGUGUUUGGCAGGCUGACUCAGCACAACGAAACCACCCUGUUCAAAGAGAAGUUCCUGGACUGGUGUGACUCCAGGAGAACACCAAGCCCCGCCAAAAACAAUGAACACAUCGCCAAUCAAAAGGAGCAGCCCCCCUUCAGUCAGCCCCAUGCCUAUGACGCCUCCCUGAUGCUGCCCCUCCCUCAGGCGCCCGUCUGCACCAAGCUGGACGGAUUCAAAGUGGGGCGGGGCUAUGGCCUGGUGGAGGCCGAGGAGUGGCGCAGCUACCAGAUCAGCACACUGGGCGUGGAGGUGUGGCACAUUCUGGAGUUUGACUACAGCCGCCUGCCGCUGCAGAGCAUAGGCCAGUUCCACGAGGGGGACACGUACGUGAUGAAGUGGAAGUACAUGGUCAGCGCUGCCGUUGGGAGGAGACAGAAAGCGGCGCAGCAGAAGUCGGCGGGGGCCGGGAGGGAGAAGUGCUGCUACUUCUUCUGGCAGGGCCGCAACUCCACCGUCAGCGAGAAGGGGACGUCAGCGCUGAUGACCGUGGAGCUGGACGAGGAGCGUGGAGCGCAGGUUCAGGUCCAGCAGGGUAAGGAGCCUCCGUGCUUCCUGCAGUGCUUCAAAGGAGGGAUGGUGAUCCACUCGGGGAGGAGAGAAGAGGAGGAGGAGACCUCUCAGAGUGACUGGCGCCUGUACUGCGUGCGGGGGGAGGUGGAGGUGGAGGGCCACCUGCUGGAGGUGGCCUGUCACUGCACUAGCCUUCGCUCCAGGGCGUCCAUGGUGCUGCUAAGUGCGAGCCAGGCCGCCAUCUACCUGUGGCACGGCUGCAAGUCUCAGGUGCACACGCGGGCGGUGGCGCGCACCGCCGCCAACCACAUCAAAGAGCAUUGUCCUCUGGAAACGGGCCUCCACAGCAGCAGCAAGGUGACCAUCUGGGAGUGCGAGGAGGGAGCAGAGCCCGCGGGAUUCUGGGAGCCCCUCAGGAGGAGGGACAGGAAAGCGUACGACUGCAUGCUGCAAGACCCGGGGAGGUUCAACUUCUCACCGCGUCUGUACCAGCUGAGCAGCAGCUCUGGGGAGUUUGUGGCAGCAGAGUUUCUUUACCCCGCCAGAGACCCCAUGGAGGUCAACUCCAUGCCCUUCCUGCAGGAGGACCUCUAUGCGGCUUCACAACCAGCCCUGUUCCUGGUCGACAACCACCACGAGGUGUAUCUGUGGCAGGGCUGGUGGCCUCAGGACAGCGAAAGCACCGGCUCAGCCCGGAUCCGCUGGGACUCGGACAGGAAGUGUGCCAUGGAGACGGUGCUGCAGUACUGCAGAGAAAAGAAUGAGAAGAAGCCUCCCAAAGCGUACCUGAUCCACGCCGGUCUGGAGCCCCUCACCUUCACCAACAUGUUCCCCAGCUGGGAGCACAGAGAGGACAUCGCUGAGAUCACUGAGCGGGAGGCUGAGGUGUGUAACCAGAUCAUCCUGGUGGAGGACGUAUUGGCCCGGCUAUGUAAGACCACGUACCCGCUGGCAGAUGUUCUGACCCGUCCGCUGCCUGAGGGCGUCGACCCUCUUCGCCUGGAGGUCUACCUGUCGGACGAGGACUUUGAGGGUGUAGGGGCUUAUGGGAAGAAAGCCCUGCAGACCUCCAGAGAGGAGUACAACGCUUUGCCUGGCUGGAAGCAGGUGAAGCUGAAGAAAGCCAAAGGACUUUUUUAAGGGGGGUUGAGCCAGAGAGCUAACCUGAAGACCACGGGACCUCCGGGACACAGCGGAGGCUCUGGCGCUCUGCCUCACCUGAGGUAACCACGAGGGGCGAGGGCCGGAGCUACAGACGAGGUGUCCCCCCCCCCCCCCAUCCUUCCGUCGGUGUUCCGGCCGUGUAGUUAGGAGACAAAUGCACCUUACGAGAAGUUUAUUGAAUUUAAUGUUAAUGUACAUAUGUACCAUAUGCAGAAAACAGCCAUUCAGCCUUCUGUGAAGAGUGGGAGCAGACCUGUCAGCCUGUUCAACCCACUUCACAUGCUGUGCUACUGCUUUACCUGUUUGUCCGUUACAAAUCAUUUAUAUUUAUCAAAUGCAUAUGGGAUUUUUUUUUUUUUUUUGAAGAUCCAUGAAUAUUCACUGAACUAUAAAUUAUGAAUGAUAUUGAGUCAGUCUGUCAUUUGAUGAUAAAUACUGGAUAUCACAGAACUCUCUGUACCACUCGCCAUUUUACAAAUCCAACAAUGCAGCUUUAUUUUUGCUUUGAGCGUCGUUAUUGUGUCAGAAGAAAAGAAUGUAAGGCGGGGUAAUGAUAUAAUGUGUGUAAUACCUGGUUUGUUUUUUUUAUCCUUCAAUGUAUAGUGCCUUGCUUUUGUGUACAGUUUCUAUACAGAUCCUAGUCAGCACUUUUGUGAUAUAAAUAUUAGAGAAAUAAACUCUGAAAAUGUA